Molecule: messenger RNA, 735 nt
Organism: Penicillium olsonii
Lineage: Eukaryota; Fungi; Ascomycota; Eurotiomycetes; Eurotiales; Aspergillaceae
Source: the annotation of a GenBank genome assembly
AUGUGCCCCACCGACAAAGCUGUCGCAACGACCGACAACAAUGACCAUUUGGUUCAGUCUGACGACCCGGAGCACCCGGCCAACCUGAUCCCCGAGCUCUGCAAGAAAUUCUACAACUGGGGAUGGGUGACCGGCACUGGCGGUGGUACUUCCAUCCGCCAGGGCGACCACAUCUACAUUGCUCCCUCGGGAGUCCAAAAGGAACUGAUCCAGCCACAGAACAUCUUCGUCGUCCAGUGGCCCACCCCCAAGUACCCCGCCGAGGCGCGCAACUAUAUCCGCAAACCCCUCAAGCUCAACCCUUCCGCCUGCACUCCACUGUUCCUGACUGCUUUUGAGCAGGGCGCUGGAUGCUGCAUCCACACGCACUCGCAAUGGGCUGUGCUCGUUACUUUGCUGGUGGAGCGGGAGAAGGGCCCCGAUGCUUGUUUCGAGAUCAACAACAUCGAGCAGAUCAAGGGUAUUCCUCGUGGCAAGGGCAAGGGCAUGCUUGGAUUCUUCGAUACUCUGAAGAUCCCAAUCAUUGAGAACACUGCCUUUGAAGAGGAUCUGACCAGUGGCCUGGAGGCUGCCAUGAACAAAUACCCUGACACAUAUGCCGUGCUUGUUCGCCGACAUGGAAUCUAUGUCUGGGGCGACACCACCGCCAAGGCCAAGACCCAGUGCGAGAGUCUGGAUUACUUGUUCCAGCUGGCUGUUGAAAUGCACAAGCUGGGACUUCCGUGGAUCAAAUAG